This is a messenger RNA of Onychostoma macrolepis, 1900 nucleotides long. Its product is annotated as arylsulfatase B-like. Lineage: Eukaryota; Metazoa; Chordata; Actinopteri; Cypriniformes; Cyprinidae. The record is from RefSeq and is a predicted model, not a curated record.
UAGCACUUGACAGAACGUAAACUGAAAGAAAGUAAUAUUCAUGAGCUGAUUGGUGUUGUGAUGUUUGUGUCAGUUUGAGUGAGUUCUGCUGUACUUCAGUGCGUGACAGGAGUCGGUUCAGAUGACUCGGUUCUUCCGGGUCCGACUCAGAAUGAGGAACCUCUGUGCGCUGUGUUUUCUGCUCGUUUCUGUCGCCGCCAAACCUCCGAAUAUCGUGCUGAUUCUGGCGGAUGAUUUUGGCUGGAAUGAUGUGGGCUAUCACGGCUCUGAGAUCCGGACUCCUCAUCUGGACCGGCUGUCCGAGCUCGGGGUUCGGCUGGAGAACUACUACGUCCAGCCGCUGUGCUCUCCGUCCCGGAGCCAGCUGAUGACCGGCCGCUACCAGAUUCACAUGGGUCUGCAGCACCAGAUCAUCUGGCCGUGUCAGCCGUACUGUGUUCCUCUGAACGAGACGCUGCUGCCGGAGCUGCUGCUGGACGCUGGCUAUCACACACACAUGGUGGGCAAGUGGCACCUGGGCAUGUUUAGAAAAGACUGUCUGCCCACACACAGAGGAUUCCAAAGCUACUUCGGUUACCUGACGGGUUCAGAGGAUUACUUCACUCAUCACAGAUGUAGUUUUAUCGCUCCUCUGAACGUGACGCGCUGCGCUCUGGACCUGCGUGACGGCGAGGAUGUGGCUGAUAACUACACCGGACAAUACUCCACUGAACUCUUCACGCAGAGAGCCACGGACAUCAUCACACGACACACACCUGAGAAACCGUUGUUUCUGUACGUGGCGCUGCAGGCGGUUCACGGCCCCAUACAGGUCCCCGAGCGCUACGUCGCCCCCUACAGCUUCAUCAAGGACGAUCACCGGCGGACGUACGCGGGGAUGGUGUCGGCCAUGGACGAGGCGGUGGGGAACAUCAGCCAAGCGCUGCAGGACUCAGGGCUCUGGAACAACACCGUCCUCAUUUUCUCAACAGAUAACGGCGGUCAGACGCUGACAGGAGGAAACAACUGGCCUCUGCGUGGCAGGAAGUGGACGCUCUGGGAGGGCGGAGUCAGGGGCGUGGCCUUCGUGAGCGGGCCGCUGAUAGAGCAGCCCGGAGCCGUCAGUCGAGAGCUCAUCCACGUCUCUGAUUGGCUGCCUACGAUUGUGGGCCUGGCCGGGGCGUCGACCAACGGCACCAAACCUCUGGACGGGUUCGACGUGUGGGACGCCAUCAGUCGUGGUAAGGCGUCUCCUCGAGUCGAGCUCCUGCACAACAUCGACCCACUGUAUGUGGACACUUCUGAAUGUCCUGGAGAGGUGUCGGGAGAGUUUCUGGAGGAGUCUUUACGCUCGUCUCGGCCCGCUGCUCUCGAGUCUCGCUCAGAGUUUAACAUCUCGGUUCACGCCGCCAUCCGCUACAAGAACUGGAAGCUUCUCACGGGUUAUCCAGGUUGUCCUCUGUGGUUUGCGCCCCCUGGUGGCCGUCCGCUGCAGGCCUCGGAGCCGCUGAAGCAGGUGAUGCUGUUUGACGUUGAGAAGGAUCCCGAGGAGCGUGUGGAGGUGUCUCAUCAGCGGCCGGAGGUGGUGUCCUUCCUGCUCAGACGCCUGCAGCAGUACCAGAAGCAGGCCGUUCCCAUCAUCUUCCCCCCCGAUGACCCCCGCUGUGACCCCAAAACCACCGGAGCCUGGGGACCCUGCAGUGACGAGGAGGAGGAGGAGGAAGACUAGUGAUGCAGACACAACUGAGCUGUUACUAAAGAGAAGCGUCUGAGACAUUUAUGAACAAUCAUGAAGUUUAUGAAUAUUUUUAUCUUCUACUUGAGUGUGUGUGUGUGAGUGUGUGUGUGUGUGUGUGUGUGUGAGAGAGUGUGAGUGUGAGUGUGAGUGUGAGUGUGUGUGAGUGUGUGUGUGUGUGUGUGU